Molecule: messenger RNA, 3361 nt
Organism: Varanus komodoensis (Komodo dragon)
Lineage: Eukaryota; Metazoa; Chordata; Lepidosauria; Squamata; Varanidae
Gene: GCLM
Product: glutamate-cysteine ligase modifier subunit
Exons: 7
Coding region: 283-1128 (281 amino acids)
Biological process (GO): glutathione biosynthetic process
Cellular component (GO): glutamate-cysteine ligase complex
Molecular function (GO): enzyme regulator activity; glutamate-cysteine ligase catalytic subunit binding
Source: RefSeq, a predicted model, not a curated record
GCUGCCUGCGGCGGGGAGAAGAGCCGCGCGUAGGCCGUCGCCGCCUCAGCUGCCUUCCCCGCAGUGACCCGCGAUUCCCGGCUGCCCCCUGCUGGGCCCCGCCGCCCCGCCAUGUGACCCGGGCGGUGACAGAGCACUUUUAUCUGCUUAGUCAUCGUUCCCCUCCUCCUCCUCCCUCCCCUGCCGCCCCGGGAGAGCUCCCGCGAGCCUUCCCGCGCCUCCGCAGCCCAGCCGAGGAGCACGGAAGGGCGACGGCAGCAGCGCCAGGCUCCGGACGCUUCCAUGGGGACCGAGAGCGGCAGCGGCAGCGGCGGCGGCGGCGGAGCCGGCGCCUUGCUGGGGCACGCGGGCACCCUCAACCUGCAGACGGGCAACCUGCUCAACUGGGGCCGCCUGCGGAAGAAAUGCCCGGCCACCCCGAGCGAAGAGCUGCGGGAUUGCAUUCAGAAAACCAUAAAUGAAUGGAGUUCAAAGAUCAGCCCUGAUCUAAUGCAUGAGAGGCCAGAAACCCUGGACUGCACUCUUGCUCAGGCAAUAGAAAAGAUCAGUCCUGAAGAAAGAGACGAGUUGAAAGUGUCAGCAAAACUAUUUAUUGCAGGAUCAAAUUGUUCCUCCAUCAGAGAAGCAGUUGAUAUGACAUGUUCUGCCCUUGGUGUUGACCAGUUGGAUUCUGUGAUCAUUGCCCCCCCUCCAAUUGAAGAUGGAAUUAAUCUAUCUUUAGAAUAUUUACAACCUUACUGGACAGAACUUGAAAAUUUAGUUCAAAACAAAAAGAUUGCUGCCAUAGGGACUUCUGAUUUAGAUAAAACACUGUUGGAGCAACUAUUCUUGUGGGCACAGGUGAAACCAAGCAGUAACCAGGUGAAUCUUGCUUCCUGUUGUGUGAUGCCACCAGAUCUGACUGCAUUUGCAAAAGAAUUUGAUAUCCAGCUGUUAACACAUAAUGAUCCAAAAGAACUGCUUUGUGAAGCAAGCUUUCAAGAAACACUUCAGGAAAGUAUUCCAGAUUCCCAAGCUCAUGAAUGGACUCCAGCGUGGCUUCUACGAUAUUCAGUAAUUGUGAAAAGUAGAGGAAUUAUCAAAUCCAAAGGCUACAUCCUGCAGGCUAAAAGAAUCUCACCAUCUUAAGAUUGAUUCUAAACUUGCCCACUUCUGAGAGAACGUUUCUAUACUAGGUAUUGCACUAAGGUGCAAACUGGAAUUUGUAAAGACCAAAAUUUCUUAUCAUAGACACCAUAGUUGUCUGUCCGUUUUUCUUUCUGAUAUGUGUUCUGUCCUGAGAUCAGUAUGCUCAUAUGUGAAAUUUUGUUUUUAAUAUUUUUGCUAAUUUACAGAUGAUAUAUGCAUAAAAUAUUUGGAAUAUUUUACGGACUAAUAUAAACUAAAAAUCUGACUAGGUAUAUUUUGAUUGAAACAUUUUUAUUUGCAAGGAAUAAUGUUAACUUGUUAAACCUUACUGCUGCUGAGUUGAUGCAGAAUAAAUUUAGAAACACUGGUAGAAUAGGCAAUUUCCAAUAUAGGCCAGUGAUACGAAACUAAGUUCCUGCAAGCAAAUUGCUUAGAUGAAUGUACUGUAACUUAAUUCCCACCACCCCCAGAAGAAAAUCAUACGACAAGAGACCUUUUACAUGGCCUUGUAUAACUUUAUUUUCUGUUGUUUUGUGCCACAUUCUUCUCGGCAUGUAUCCAGGAAAUAGCAUAUUUCUGUUGGAAUUGGGAAGUACUAGUCAAAGAGAAUUAACUUUGCUUGCUUUGCCUGAUUUCUAUUUUGAGAACCAUAAAAGAAUGAGUGUAUGUUAGAUUUAAAAAAAAAAACUCAUCAUUGUACGCAGGGGUAUCAGGCAAAUCUGAGAAACUUAAAGAUAAGUGCUAUCUUUAAAAGUGAACCAGAGAUAGCUAAGUAACACAGAAGUUGAUUUUUUUAAAAAAAUUGUUAGAAUGAGUUUGGUGUAUGCUGUUGACUACUUGGUCUAAAGAAACUACUCUAUUGGUCUACUGUUAGUCGUCUAAUUUUUCAUCUGGCUUAUAGCCAAACAAACUCUUAACGAGGUUUACAUACAAAGACAUUUGGAUGUAAUUUUAUAGGAUUGCUACCUGCUAGAUGGAAUCCUUUCAUCCCUGAGGCUUUCAAAUCUCAUAUGCUCUGCCUGACUGCUGCUGCCAGAAUAGGAGCAGCAAAAGAGGCAAUUUUUAAAUCUGUUUUCCUGUUUAGUUUCUUCUGGGUGGACCUGUAAGCCCAUCUAAAGUUGCACUGCUAGGGUUGGAGAAGCCACAGAAUAGGGCAGGCCCCAAACUCUCCCCUCCCCAUUCAUCAGAAUGCCUCCUUUUUGACCUCUGCGAGGUUAUCCAAGCUUACCUUGAAGAGCUGAUCCUAUUGUUCUUUCUGUGGCUGGGAUGAGGAGGAAUCAGAUCUUAGAGUCCCCCUCCCCAUCCCAAAAUCAUAGUGGCUACUGUUUUGAGAAGAGAAAUACGAAAAAUCCCAUGUCCCUGGAUCACUCUCCCAGGAACCAUGGGAUUGCUAAGCCUUGUGCCACUUCAAGAAGUUGAAAAUUUGUAUUUGUAUCAGUGCACUAGUGAACAGUUUAAUGUGCAGUGAUGAAUUUUAUCUGGAGUCUAAAGUUUUGCAUUCUUAAAAAAAUAUUGCCAUAGGCAGCUGGAUAGAAUGCUUUUUAUUAUUCAUUGUAUCAUAGUCCCAUAUUUCAAGGCAUUCCAGUGGUUAAAUUCUUCAUGCUUUUUCAGAUGAUUUUGAAUAAAGGUGGUGAUUGGUUCCUAAACUACUUUAAGCAAGCAGUGGAUAUCCUAGAUUUCAAGUUAUUCUGAAUUAAGUUGCUUUGAAAUAAUUAAGUUAUUAAUGAUUAGUAAUGCAUGAAGCCUUAUGCCCAAGUUACUUGCCAAGAGUCUGGGAAAACUAAUAGAAUGGACUAAAGGUGUGAACCUGUCUAUGUUUAAAAAGAAACCUAUUGCUGGCUGGGGAGUCUCAGGAGUUUUUCUGAGCGUACAUGCGAUUGUGCCCUUUAUUCAAACCUGCCCAUCAGGAUUCCGGAGUAAACUUUGAAUUGCUGCUUAAAUAGAACAAUUCUAGAGAUACUGAUUGAAAAUAGUAUAAAUAUUGAAUGUGCAGAAAAAGCUUGUUUAGGCAAAAUAUGGAUUGGAAUAUGAAACUGUAGAACCUGCAGUUUUAUGUUGUCUUCAGAAUAACGGAUUAUUUAAAUUUCUGUACUAAAUGAGUUUUUUACUAGUUUGUUUUUAAAGAAAGCUUGCUUUACAGAAAUAUGCUGUUACUCAUUUGCACCUGUGCAAACUCCCAGGUUCUGUUGAACUUUGGGAGUGGAAAAUAAAGAUUUUAAUUGCAUUUUUAAAA